Messenger RNA from Impatiens glandulifera, 3076 nucleotides. Its product is annotated as glutamate receptor 2.2-like. The transcript has 5 exons. Gene Ontology annotation, cellular component: plasma membrane. Gene Ontology annotation, molecular function: glutamate-gated receptor activity. NCBI's taxonomy places the organism in Eukaryota, Viridiplantae, Streptophyta, Magnoliopsida, Ericales, Balsaminaceae. The record is from RefSeq and is a predicted model, not a curated record. The coding region runs from base 32 to 2989 and encodes 985 amino acids.
UCGUUGAACAUUGAAGCAGGUAAGGUAGGUGAUGAUGAUUGGGAGUGGGGUUGAGAAGUCAUCAUCAUCAAUAUGCAAUGAUAUAGUAACCCUAAUAAUUUUGAUCUCAACAACAUUCACAAUGAUAAUGGCGCAGCAAAAUGUUAGCAUAGGCGUGGUUCUUGACAUGGAUUCUGGGAUUGCCCAGAUGGGGUUUACAUGUAUUUCCAUGGCUAUCUCUGAUUUCUACGCUUCUCAUCCUAACUACAUAACUAGACUAACUCUUCACACCAGAGAUUCCAAGAAUGAUACCGUUGCAGCUGCUGCCGCAGCUCUAGACCUAUUGAAGAACGAUGAAGUAGCAGCUAUAAUAGGGCCAAUUACAUCCAUGCAAGCCGAGUUCUUAAUUAACCUUGGAGACAAAGCUAAAGUACCCGUGAUCACGUUUACUGCGACAAGCCCAACCUUAACAUCACUCAGGAGCCAAUACUUCAUUCGUGCAGCAAUGAAUGACUUGUCUCAAGUUCAGGCUAUAACUGCCAUCAUAAAGGCUUUUGGGUGGAGACAAGUUGUCCCCAUCUACAUCGAUAAUAACUUUGGUGAAGGAAUUAUACCGCAUUUAGUCGAUGCCUUAGAAAAAAUUGAUGCUCGUGUUCCUUACAGGAGUGUCAUUCCCCCGUUGGCUACAGAUGAUCAGAUCGUCGUCGAGCUUUACAAGUUGAAGACCAUGCAAACUAGGGUUUUCGUCUUGCACAUGGACCCGACUUUAGCUUCCAGGCUAUUCAUCAAAGUGAAAGAGCUUGGUAUGAUGAGUGAAGGGUAUGUUUGGAUAAUGACAAAUUCCGUCGCAGCCAAACUUAAUUCCCUUGAUCCUUUGGUUAUUAAUUCGAUGGAGGGAGUUCUAGGGGUAAGGCCUUAUUUUCCGAUGACAAACCAGCUCCGAAAUUUUACGGAUCAUUGGAGGAGCAAGUUCAAAUUGGAUAUCUUUGGACUUUGGGCAUACGAUGCUGUCACUGCACUAGCCAUGGCUGUAGAGAGAGUCGGAGUUGUCAACUAUGAUUUCGUGAAGGCGAACAUUUCAGUUAAUUCAACUGAUCUAGAAGCUUUUGGAGUUUCUCAAGUAGGCCCGUGGUUACUUCAAGCACUUCUGCAUACUGAAUUUAUAGGACUUGCCGGAAACUUUAGCAUCACUAAUGGUCAGUUGGAUCCGUCUGCAAUCGAGAUUGUUAAUGUGAUUGGGAAUGGGGAAAAAAGAAUAGGAUUCUGGACUUUGAGAGAUGGGAUUGUAAGGGAAUUGAAUGCGGAGAAGAAAGAAACGGUCCCUAGGGAUAAUCUUGGUUCAAUAAUAUGGCCCGGGGAUAGAGUUGUGGCUCCUAAGGGGUGGGUGAUCCCUACAAAUGGGAGGAAGUUGAGGAUAGGAGUUCCAGUGAAGGACGGUUUUAGCGAAUUUGUACAGGUGGUAAGAGAUCCUGAAUCUAACGUGACGACUACCAAAGGAUACUGCAUAGAUGUCUUUGAUGCAGUUGUGGCAGAACUACCUUAUGCUGUUCCUUACGAGUAUAUUCCUUUUGAAACUCCAGAUGGUGAGAUGGCAGGCUCUUAUGACGAACUUGUGUAUCAAGUAUAUAUUGGGAAAUUUGAUGCUGUUGUGGGAGAUACAACCAUCAGAGCAAACAGAUCAAAAUAUGUUGAUUUUACUCUUCCCUACACUGAAAGUGGAGUCUCCAUGAUUGUACCUAUCAAGGAUAAUAAAGGAAAAAAUGCAUGGGUGUUCUUGAAGCCACUUACAUGGGAUCUUUGGUUAACAAGCUUCUGCUCAUUUGUCUUUUCCGGCUUUGUGGUUUGGGUACUUGAACAUCGGAUAAACGAAGAUUUCAGGGGACCUCCUUCUUAUCAAGCUGGGACAAUACUUUGGUUUUCCUUCUCAACCAUGGUUUUCGCACAAAAGGAGAAGGUUGUAAGCAACUUGGCCAGGUUAGUAGUGAUCAUAUGGUUCUUCGUCGUCCUUAUCCUGACGCAGAGUUAUACAGCAAGCUUAACUACAAUGUUAACUGUGCAACAACUCCAACCUACAAUUAACGAAGUCAAUGAACUUAUAAAGAAUGGGGAAUAUGUUGGGUAUCAGAAUCGUUCUUUUGUAAUUGGACUCUUAAAGAAAAUGAAUAUUGAUGAAUCCAGGAUUAGGUCUUAUGAAUCACCCGAAGAACUUGAUGACCUUUUUAAAAAGGGAAGCAAAAACGGUGGCAUCGCAGCUGCUUUUGACGAAAUCCCUUACAGCACGCUUUUCCUCCGUAAACAUUGCUCCAAAUAUACCAGUGUUGGACCCGUAUACAAGUCUGAUGGAUUUGGCUUUGUAUUCCCAAUUGAUUCACCGAUGGUACCAGAUGUUUCGAGAGUGGUUCUAAAUGUGAACGAGGGAGAUAAAAUGGUGGAGAUGGAGAAGAAAUGGUUUGGGGCAGAUACUCGUUGUCCAGAUUCGAGCACUUACAUGUCUUCAACUAGUUUAGGACUUAAUAGUUUCUGGGGACUGUUUCUGAUAGAGAUAGUUGCCUCAGUUUUAGCUCUAGUAGUAUAUGCUGCUUUCUUCAUAUAUGAGCGAAGGCAGCAUCUCUCUGUUGAAGGCUCUCUUUGGUCCAAGAUUAUGCUGCUUGGAAGACAGUUUGACAAGAAAGACUUUUCUUCUCACACGUUUAGAAAGAGUGAAUUCAGAGGUAGGGAUUCAAUCCACAGCAUAGAUAACAUCAGAGGACCACAGAUCCCUCUAGAGGGAAAUUACGCAACAGAGACAUCAUACACUGUCCCAAAUUCUACUUGUCCUCCCACCCCUAGUCCAACGAUCUGCUCCUCAAACCAGACAGAUAGAGAAAUCUUUUCAUUUGAGGGAGCGUCUUCUGAUCAAGAGUAUGGAAAUCCAAAUCGACAAGAAGCAGAAAAGGUUGAUGAUUCUGUAGUUCAGUUAGCUGAUUUGCAGAUGAUUCGAGGGACGCAAAAUGGACAUUCGGUUUCUUAAUCCAAAUUCUAAUGUAGCUAUAGCAUUGUUAUCCAUACUGUGGCUCUAAGUAGCGAAUAAUCAAAAUAAUUUGUACAGAACUAGGUC